UUGUCUUCUUUGUUCUUGCAGAAAAACAUCAAUGACAACUAACAAAGGCGUCAGUGGGACUACUGUUGGUUUUGAGAACCAAAAGAAGAGCGCUAGUAAAAAUGAUGCUGCUGGCAAAGCAAAUAUAAGAAGAAAAGCUUUGGCUGAUGUUAGCAAUGUUCGAAAAAGUGAUGUUUCCAAUAAAGUUGUUUGCGAUGGGUCCAAACCAAUGAAGUACAAAAGUGAGGGCUUCCCAUCUUUGCAUCGUGUUUCGGUGGAUCCAAGCAUUAGGAAAGCAGGAGUUGCGAAAAAGAAAUCUUUUGUGGUGGAUCCUCAAAAUGACUACAAACUUUAA
Eucalyptus grandis is the source of this 334-nucleotide messenger RNA. RefSeq lists its product as uncharacterized. The record is from RefSeq and is a predicted model, not a curated record. Lineage: Eukaryota; Viridiplantae; Streptophyta; Magnoliopsida; Myrtales; Myrtaceae. The coding region runs from base 32 to 334 and encodes 100 amino acids. The transcript is spliced from 6 exons.